CUUUCUCUGACAAGAAUAAAUGUCUUGGAUAUGUACAGCAAAUUGUGCUGAGGGCUACGCUAGCCUCUUCAAUAGGAGAAAAUCAGGCUAUGUAUGCCCUACGAAGUCUUCUGGAGAAAAGCUUUGAUCUAACCCGAUCUAUUCGUGAAUUUCGAGUGCCUAAAUAUCUAGAUAGCAAUGCUUCAAUAACUUUUGAUGACAUUUGUUUCCAGGUAGAGGACCGAGUAGCUAGGUUUGGUGAGACGAGUGAUGAUUAUUUGCAAAUGCCGAAUUCUCGGGGCUCCGUUCCAGCUUCAGGAUCAUCCAUACUUAAUGAAGGAUUAACUGAUAUUGGGAAAGCCUUCGGGAAACUUCCAGCUUUUGGAGCCAAUAUCUUCAACGACUAUUCUCUCGACACUGAUGUGCUUCCUUUAUUCAAUUGCCUUCUUCUCUCACCUAGUUUACUUUGGAACAACGAUAUUUCUAAAUUUCGUUCUGACGCUGAUUCUGGACAUCUUUUUGCGAAACUUAAGGCCUUUUCUUCAUCCGAAGAGGCUGCAGUCCGGGAUCUUUUAUUUGGAAUGCCUUGGAAACUUUCUGGGAUACCAAAAAUAUCGUUACAAGACAAGCAAUAUAUAAUCUCUUUCGCAAUUACACUGGUGUUUCGGGAGUUUGACUUAAAUUUUAUCGAUGCUCUUCGCAAAAAUCUUUUAUCGCAUUACAAGAAUUCUAUCUCCGAAAAUCCUGAACCAAGUCGCGUAUUUCUUGUACGUUACAGGGAUCGCAGCUACCUGAUUGACUACUCACCACUUAUUGCAAUUUACAUCAUACUCUUGCUUUAUGUCCAUUUCUCCGUCCGUAAGUUACCCUAUCGAAUAGGUCAUCUUUUUAAUUUUUCAAAAUUAUUAUGCUGCUUUUCUGCCAUCAUUUAUUAA
This is a messenger RNA of Protopolystoma xenopodis, 914 nucleotides long. Lineage: Eukaryota; Metazoa; Platyhelminthes; Monogenea; Polystomatidea; Polystomatidae. The record is from the annotation of a GenBank genome assembly.